AUGUUUACGUGGUCGUGGCUGUUUGGCAUAGUUGUGUUGGCGGCGCUAGCGGGCCCCGGCCGGGCUCAGCCCUCCGCCUACCCGGCGAACAUCACCACCUGCGAGCAGUUCGAACGAUCAGCCAAAUUCAAUCCCUACGCGCUUAUUGAUUCCAUGUGGAAAAUAUUCUACUUCUGGUCAAAUAACACUGAACUGACGCCGAUUGUGUUUGCGUUGGCCGGUAAAAGCCGGGUCCGAAAAUUCCGAGACUUUUUCGAGACCACGAAUCCAGGUUUGGGCGUGGAGUGGGAGAAGGCGACGUUGUUCAUGAACCCGCGGCCCGGCGUGGAGGUGCUGUUCCUGCACGCCAGCACGCCGGGGGCCUUCCGCGCGAUCGUCAAAAAAGAACAACGCGAUAAAGUGCGGCCACAGCCGGAGCCGCUGAUAAAGUUCGCCGACGUGAGGAUGAAACUUGUUGAUCGGUACCUGGCCAUGAUGUGUUGUGAGGAUAUGACGGCUUACGCUAUGGCGAAAAUUCCAGAAAUGCCCAAAACUGAAGAAAAGUGUAAGAAAGCGGCUGAACACGUCGGUUAUCAGGGAUACGAAGGACGCUCUUAUUUAGAACUGCUGAAAUAUAAUGAUGAACUUUAAUUUAAUGGUGAUGGAUUAUAUUAUAUAGAUUUAAA
This is a messenger RNA of Helicoverpa zea (corn earworm), 665 nucleotides long. RefSeq lists its product as uncharacterized. Lineage: Eukaryota; Metazoa; Arthropoda; Insecta; Lepidoptera; Noctuidae. The record is from RefSeq and is a predicted model, not a curated record. The transcript has 3 exons. Bases 1 to 630 code for a protein of 209 amino acids.